Necator americanus (New World hookworm) is the source of this 885-nucleotide messenger RNA. RefSeq lists its product as uncharacterized. The record is from RefSeq and is a predicted model, not a curated record. NCBI's taxonomy places the organism in Eukaryota, Metazoa, Nematoda, Chromadorea, Rhabditida, Ancylostomatidae. The transcript is spliced from 8 exons. Bases 1 to 885 code for a protein of 294 amino acids.
AUGGAAAAAGACGGAGUAAGGAGAGUUUCCGAGAGAGGUCAGUACUCGGUGAAAACGAUAGAUGACUGCUUCCGUUCGUGCUAUGCGCAUGACGAUUGUUUGUACAACGAAUAUCUGAAUGGUACGUGCUCAAUCUUCGCGACUGGAUCUGUUCAACACACAUUCAAAGGAGACGCAUACACUAUUGGAAUAGUGCGGUAUGAAAAGAUCUGUCAACGUGAAGUGGUCGUGGACAAACCAGGCCAGCAAGAUGCCCUCAAAACGGAAUUAAUAGGUACAACACCGGCAGUUCGGCGAGCGGGUAUACUGGCUAACCCCGCUCAACCGUUUAAACUUGGACGAUCUGGUGCUCAAACUGCUCGAAACACCGAUGCAGUAUUAGGCCAAGAAAGUGUUGAUGAUGAUAGCGUACUACAGUCAACAUUCGCAGGCCCGGAAUUGACGACAGUUCCUGCAUAUGAGCUUCUCGGUUGGGAGUACUACCACGAAACGAAUAUGUGCUAUAAGAAGUUCCGGGUGGCCGGUGGCGGUAAUCAAGAUGUAAAGGAAUCAGAGAAAAAUUGCACUGGUUACGGAGGGAAUUUAGCGUCAAUUCAUUCUGCGGCACAAAACAAUUUUUUACAGCACAUGCUCCCCAUCGCUCCCUGUGUGAUCGGAUUGAAAUUUGUUGAAAAUCAAUGUGGCGUUGCUCAUCGUUAUUGGUCAGAUUCUUCCGUUGUCAAUUUCGAAAAUUGGGAACCAGGAGAACCAAACAAUAAUAUGUGUGAGCAGUUCUGUACAUAUCUGCAAAGUGAUGGAACGUGGAACAAUUAUAGAUGUGAUGCUAACAGUGCAUUCGUCUGUGAAACUGAUAAUAUUGUCUACUGCCCUCAACGCAGAACGUGA